Messenger RNA from Penicillium taxi, 627 nucleotides. RefSeq lists its product as uncharacterized. NCBI's taxonomy places the organism in Eukaryota, Fungi, Ascomycota, Eurotiomycetes, Eurotiales, Aspergillaceae. The transcript has a single exon. The record is from RefSeq and is a predicted model, not a curated record. Bases 1 to 627 code for a protein of 208 amino acids.
AUGAGAUCAGCAUAUCUCUUCCUCCUGAUCUGUGCUUCACUGUGCUCAGCACGGCCGAUCCAAAUCCAAGAAUCACUCAUCCAGCACCAACAAGUCCUGGUCAAUUUGGAACAUGAUAGCACACAGCCAUAUAAGUUGCAGGGAUCCAACAUCCGAGAACCUGCACUUCGCAAAUACCUUAGUUCUUAUCAAGAGACAGAGUCAUUAGUGAUCUCCUCGCCACUCAAGAAGACUGAAAAGGGGCCCAAAUGUUUCUUGGAUCGAUAUGGGAGCUUCGUCGGCAAAUAUUUUACCCCACGUCAUCACAACACUACAUCCAGCCAGACUGUUAUAAUAUAUACCCACACUGCGAGUAUCUUCGAUAUGUUCAGUCGGCACGGGCCUGAAUGUGUCAUGCUCUCUAUAUUUGUUCUUUUCCCAAUCGCAUACUGCCUUCUUGAGUUACUUGAACUAGCCUACAGGUGCUGUACGCGAAAACAGAAUAAAGAACAAGAGGAUAUGUACCGAAGCACAGCUGGAGUGUGUUUGCUCGGUCCAGAGAAACAGCUGCGCGUAUGGAGCAAUAAACAGCUAGAGGUACUUGAGAUGGUCACAGAGAAAAUGGAGAAGGAUGACUGUCAAACUUGA